Messenger RNA from Saxophila tyrrhenica, 1305 nucleotides. RefSeq lists its product as uncharacterized. The transcript has 2 exons. The record is from RefSeq and is a predicted model, not a curated record. Lineage: Eukaryota; Fungi; Ascomycota; Dothideomycetes; Mycosphaerellales; Extremaceae. The coding region runs from base 1 to 1305 and encodes 434 amino acids.
AUGUCUCGUCCGGACUACUACAAGGCCUUGAAAUCAUCGGAGAGCCUGGACGCUUUCCACCUCGGCGCGAUCGAAGAAGUGCCUACCCGCGCGAGCCGUGCUGAAGAUGGUAACCGCUCGACGUACGUUGAGUAUGUCGAGGACAUUCAACUGGAGGGGACGGACGAGGAGGACUUUGACGAAGACGCAGAGGAGGACUUCGACGGAAGAAGACAGUUCGGCAAAUAUGCCGCCGCCGGGACUGCUAGACCUACCAGCAGAGAUUCUCCAGCAGAUCAGCCACCAUGUGGACUCCAAGGACGACUGGACAGCCUUACGUCUGACCUGCAACUGUAUACAAGCGGCAACCUACAAGGCCUGACCUGGGACUUCGACUUCAACCACCAAGGCUUAGCAAGGCUCUCCAAAUUCGUAUGGCAGAUGCGCCACCUCGCUGAGACAAUCACUGAGUUGGUGGUGAUCUGCAUCGACGAGAGCAUGGGGGAUUGGGAGUUUGUGGACGUACAAACUGAUCCGUACGGGGAUAAAACCGUGGCCUCGUCCUUCGGAAAAGCUACCUUUGAAGACGGCAUUGUUUCCGAAGUAGCCAAAAAGCGCAACCUGGUCACCAGCUGUGGACUUGUCACUGACCACGAAAAGAAUACCUUCGAGAACCUUACUUACGUCCGCAUACAGGCACUAUUCGAGGUGAUUCGGCAUCUUCGAGGUCUGCGAGCAGCACGUUUCAAACUCAGCGAAGAUGAAGAACCCGUGGCACUCUGCGAUAUUCAGGAGCAGUUCGGCUUCAUCAUGUGGGCCAUGGAGACUGCAAAUAUACGACUCAAACAGCUCGUUGCCCGCAGUGGCCCCGACAGUCAGAUGGCCCUUCAGUCAUACCACAUCUUUCCAUAUCUUCGAAGAGCCCUGUCCGCCGUUGAAGAGGUCCAGCUUGAAGUUUACGUCAAGAAAGGAAUUUAUGAAGGCUAUCCCGGCGACGAGGUCAUCAUGAUUGCAGAAAACUUGGCCUUGGGGCUGAUGCACAUGGAGCGAACUCUCCGGAUACUCAAGCUUGCAUUUUCCUUCGCGAACAAAAUCCCCUCCUUGGUCAUGUUCCAGGUUAUACUGGAAGAGACGAAUUUCCCUCACCUGCGGGAGGUGGACUUCAGCGGCAUUCUGUGCUUCACGAAUCAUUUCGUGCCGUUCCUGCGGCGCCAUAGCGUGACGUUACGUCGCGUGCACAUCAGAGAUGCUAUUUUCUCCACCGGCUUCAGGGCCGAUGAUGGCGACUUCCCCAAUGUCCUCCGCGCCCUGCAGGAUGCCAUCUGA